Molecule: messenger RNA, 852 nt
Organism: Scaptodrosophila lebanonensis
Lineage: Eukaryota; Metazoa; Arthropoda; Insecta; Diptera; Drosophilidae
Gene: PQBP1
Exons: 2
Coding region: 70-792 (240 amino acids)
Molecular function (GO): protein binding
Source: RefSeq, a predicted model, not a curated record
UGUUCAAAUUCCGCAUUAAGCUGAAGAUUUGCAAAUAAGGAGUAUAUACAUAUUUCAUUCAAAUUUGUUAUGAAUUUACCUCCAACAUUACUUCAGCGAUUAAGGCAACGAGGCCUUUUAUUAAAGGACAAUGACUUAUUGCAUAACCCGGACGAGCUAGAAGAGAUUAUUGCAGAAAAUUAUGACGAGGACGAAAAGGUGCACCACCAAAUAAGAAAUGAAUUCGUGGAGACUAAAAAGUUAUCUGAAGAACAUCUGUGGCCUGAUCGUAUGAAAGAACGAAUAGGAGUUGCAGAAUCAUACCAUGGAUAUAAAUUUUGUCCGAAUAAAUAUAAUAUUUGGCAUAAGUGUACAUUGUAUUGUGUCAACCGAUGGCCCAUUGAUCGGCAAAAGCCAAAUGAAAACUACUUACGUCGCUACAAAAGACUACUUCGAAAAUAUCCAUUAGAUGAGAGAUGGAAACAAAUAUAUGAACCCGGUUGUGAUUGCUAUUAUUUCUAUAACCCGAUAUCUCACAAAGUAUCAUGGUUACCUCCGUCACAUCCGAAGGCUCGGGUAUCAAAAAGUGCGGCAAUAUUUCGAAGACAAUUAGCAAAUUCAAACGAUGAAUACAACUUUAAUUCGUCUGAUUAUUUAACGUCAAAAGCUACGGAUUUUUUUCCUAAAAAUGAUGUUGCCCUAGAAACAGCAACAUCUGAUAGGCCUUCUUUUUUCGUACUAGGAAGAAAACAAAAAGCUCGAGAUUUAGAACGAGCUCUUUUGCGUAAGAGAAGAAAUGAUAAACAGCUUUAGCCAGAUGACUUUAUAUUUGUAAUAUAGAAAUUUAAUAAAAAUGGUUCUUUGUAAUCUAAA